AUGACCGGUAAGUGGUCGUGUAAGUCGUGUAAGGUGGAUCGUUCCUCCUCCCUGUCCUCUGGGUGGGGGUGGUUGGUAUUACCUGAAUAGAGGUGUGAAUGGCUGCACUUUCAUUCAUUUCAGGUGCAAUUCUAGUCCAGCAACACCCUGAGGCAGAAACUUGUCCACCCUAAGGACAAGAUUCCUAGAGACAAACAGAGUAAUGUGGUGUAUGCAGUCCUAUGCAACGAGGAAUGCUCCGACCUGUACAUUGGGGAAACAAAGCAGCAUCAGACAACAUCAGGUCAGGCAGUUCACCUCCACCUGAAGGAGAAGGGCCACUGGUUUGAGAGAGGGGUGAAUGAAGCCAUCCAUGUCAGUCGGGAUAGACCAUCUUUGAUGCUCUGCCCAGAAAGUGCAACAUUCAAAAAUGAUUAAUAUUUUUGCCUUGCAAGUAAAAGGUGUUGUGGUAAAAAUGUUUAGCUGCAGGGAACGUACCGUACAGUAGAUGGCAGUGAUGCAACUAAAAAAAUGCAGGGCUGCUGUUAAAAAUCAAAGAGGAGGGGGGUUUAGCAGGAUGUUCAGUCAAGCACCAUCAGUGUAAGAAUCUGAAUAAAUGUGAAUUGAAAUUUUUGAAAAUAAAUAAAUAAAUACAUUUUCUAUGUGCCGUAUUUAGGUCCUACAUCUCUACAAAUGGUUUUCCCAACUGAGAAUCCAUUCUUCAUACGAUUCAGGGAGAUCUGGGAGAACAUGUAAACCCCAUAGAGAAGGAUCUACCAGGGAAUGGACCAGUGAACAAGUGCUCUCCUGGCUGUGAAGGUAAGCAUUCUAAUAAGAUUAUCUGCUUCGUGGCCCCCAUGGCUUGACACGUUUUUCUUGUUUAAAUCAUACUCCUUCCAGAAUAACAACAUCUGUCUUAGAACGUUUUGACUGUAUCCUUGUAUACCCUAGAGCUGGAAAGACAAAGUCUGUUUGAGCAUAAGUUACAGCAUGGUUUCCCAAAGACUGGGUCGCGAUCCUCAUGUGGGUCGCAAAAGGUUUUAUUUGGGUUGUCUCGCAUCACAUGACGUUUACGGAUAAUAUCUAUUGAAUUGUUGUGAAGGUUUGUGACUUUUAAAAUAUGGGUCCCCAGAAAAACAGUUUGGGAAACACUGAGUUACAGUAUACUGCAACCCUACUGGGUUAGUGCACUGGGCUGCAAGAAAAAGACAGCAGAGACAGAACUUCUUGAUUUGGACAAAUCGGAGGCCAUCUGCUUGUGGCCAAACUCUUAAAUUUAAAAAGCUCUGGUAAAUUUGGGAGUUCCCUGACCAAAACCAGUGACAAAGUGAGAACCAUGUCAGCAGCUCUUGAUAAUGAGUCAUACCCAUGGGGGAGGAAGAAGAGUUUCCAGACCAAAUAACCGCUUGUGUUGAAAGUGAGAAGUGGAGCUCAGCACAUGGCAGAGGUGUCUGAGAAAAUGACAAGGUGUAAGACUCUCCCAUUCAACUACAACAGAAUAGUGCAAAAUAGUAUAGUGAACAUGACGCCCAUGUCUCUUAUAUGAGUGAGAGGAAAAAUGUUUUUGUGGCUUUAACAAAUGGAAAGUUCACUCUGGCGAAUGAAGGAAAAAUUGCAGACACACCUGACAACUGACCUCCCCCAGGUGUCUGUGGGGGCUCUAGGCUGGGGGGAGGAGGGAGGGAGUAUAUCAAAGGAAAGAUAAUGACGAAUGCUGCUGACGGAACCAAAGUCUAAGACGUCUAAGGUAACAAUAAGUAAUAAGUUCUGUAUUAACUGAAAUUUAAAGAUUUCCCAAUGGUAAAGAGAGAAACGUAUAUUAUUCAGAAUUGAAAGUUUAUUAUAAGUAUGAUAACAGUAAACAGUAUUUUUAACAAAAACAACAAAAUAUUUUUUUUCUAUAUAGUAGAAAUAAAAAAAAAAACUAAUAAAAUCGGGUAGAUGCAUGUUUUUAUUUGCGACUAAUACAUAUGAUGCAGUUGUUAAUAUCAAUAUAUAUAUAACUUAAUCUUCAUAAAGUUUGUGUAAUCUUAAAUCUUUAUGUAUCUUGUGUAGUUUAUCAAUUUGGACAAGUCCAAAUAAAUAUUCUUUAGUAAAAUUAAAUGUCCCAACUCUAUCUGUUAGGUCAACCUUCAGUAUUUCAGAAGUUAGUGUUUACCCAGUAACAUAUCGUAUCAUAGAUUCUUGUUAUUGUUUUUAAACAGUUGAACUCCUGUAACUGUAUUCAUCGAUGUGAUGAGAAACUGAUGCAGCUAAAACUACCAUUCCUCUAGAAAUCACAGUACAGCUCUUUAUUUUGAGAAUCUUUUUUAAAAUAAUUUUUAAGUUUAAAGUUCAAACAGAACUCUCUCCCUGUAACAACCACAGACAGUGAACGUCUCACUGUCGUUAACCAGCCUGACACUGUUGCUACAAAUUCCUCCCUAAAAAUUGCAUUGAGUCAGGGGCCACGCUGCAGCCAUGGGAACAGUGUCGCUUGAUGAAUACCUGUGGGGCCUCAAGGGGGGGUUACACAGGUACACGUCUUGUUUUUCUCUUAGCUUCAUUGAUUAGAUCUAGGAAAGAACGACAGUUGCCAUGGGUGUCUCACCUGUGGAAUUAAUUAUUGCAUCUAAAAUAGAGUGUGGCUCACUUAACCUCUGCUCAUUUCCCAAUAAACAAGCUGAGCCACAGCAUCUCUCCUCACAUCAGUACGGGACUCUAACCAGGAAGUUGCGAAAGCUCUUUGCUCCUGCUCUCCGGAGAAAAAUGCCGAGCCAACUUGAAGGUGCGAUGGAUGCGCUGAUCUCAGUUUUCUACAAUUACUCUGGAAACGAUGGCGAUAAGUACAAGCUCAACAAGGGCGAGUUGAAGCAGCUAUUGAACAGCGAGCUCAACGACUUUCUCACGUCCCAGAAGGAUCCGAUGCUGGUGGAGAAAAUCAUGAAUGACCUGGACUCGAACAAAGACAACGAGGUGGAUUUCAAUGAGUUUGUGGUGUUGGUGGCUGCACUCACUGUUGCAUGCAAUGACUUCUUUCAGGAGCAGAAAAAGAAAAAUAAGUAGUAAAAAAAAAGAGCUUGGGAAAAAAUGUAAUUUAAAUCUACUGUAAAUCUCCACCAUCAUAUAGGAUUAAUGUAAUUCAAACAUAAAAGCAAAUCAGAUAUACAUAAAGCUAACAUGAGAAAUGAGUAUUGAGUAGUUCCCUGCAUUCAGAUUAAUGACAGGAUCAUUUAAUUACCCCCAACACUCAAUUACACAGU
Cynoglossus semilaevis (tongue sole) is the source of this 3221-nucleotide messenger RNA. It is a transcript of the gene s100z, whose product is annotated as S100 calcium binding protein Z. Gene Ontology annotation, molecular function: calcium ion binding; calcium-dependent protein binding. The transcript is spliced from 3 exons. The record is from RefSeq and is a predicted model, not a curated record. Bases 2557 to 3024 code for a protein of 155 amino acids. Lineage: Eukaryota; Metazoa; Chordata; Actinopteri; Pleuronectiformes; Cynoglossidae.